ACGGUCAUUUUCAACAGUUGGCGCCAUGGCAACGGCAUCAAGACCCGACGCGGACUACGCUGCGUUCGGACGAGAGAGCGCGCGCAUGCUGAUGAACCGCGUCUCUGAAAAGGACACGUCAGUCGCGUGGAGUCACGUGAAAGAGUACGACGGCAUCAACAUCUCGCGUGGUGUCGUUGACGACAACGACUGGAACGUUAUCAAGGCUGUGGGGAUUGUCCGCUGUCCUGCUCGUAUUCUUGCAGAUCGUUUGACUGAUCCCAAGGAGAUGAAAACGUUCGACGAAAACACGGAUGUGUGCAAUGUCUUGGUUGACGUCGAUGACCGCACAAAGGUGCUGCACGUCAAAGCCAAGGCUGUGUUCCCCACCACUGCUCGCGACUUUGUCGUAGUGACUGCAAAGGAAGAGUCCAUCGAAUCGAAGAAUUUAACUAUCGUCAUUGCGUCGCGCUCCGUCAAACACGAUGCCGCUCCAUUGGACCCCUCGUAUGUCCGGGCUACAACAUACCUCUCGGGGUAUGUCAUCCGAUCUACAUCGACGUCGGCAUGCGAAGUGACCAUGCUUGUCCACAUGAACUUGGGCGGGUCGUUGCCGUCGUUCGUCAUCAACAUGCUCGCAGUCGAUGCACCGCUCCAUCUCAUCGGCAAACUACGUGAGUUGUACGCCGAUCCCGACAGCGACUAAAACAACGGCGACGACACGUACAUUCGCCAUGCAACGAACGAUGCAUGACGUGUCGAUCGCAUGCGAACGCCACGUGGGGGUUCACAUGCAAAAAUGCAUAUUUUCAUUAUUAUAUGGUGGCACUCUCAGCAAAAAUUUGCACAUAUCGAGCCAAGACAGAGGAAAAAUUGCAUAUUUUUCGUACAAAUUCCUGGAGUGUC
Aphanomyces invadans is the source of this 885-nucleotide messenger RNA. RefSeq lists its product as hypothetical. The coding region runs from base 26 to 685 and encodes 219 amino acids. Lineage: Eukaryota; Oomycota; Saprolegniomycetes; Saprolegniales; Verrucalvaceae. Gene Ontology annotation, molecular function: lipid binding. The transcript has a single exon. The record is from RefSeq and is a predicted model, not a curated record.